GUGAGUUAGAGGCCCCCAGUCAGAAUCUAGGCUAAGAGAGUGAUUUGGCCGGCAGAGUCGAUGGCACUGGGAUCUUUUGCUGGAUUAAUGGUCACCAUGACUCCUCUACUCAUUCUCUGCGUCUGCCUGCCCUUCAUCACGGCGACACCGACCCCGUUUGAAGACCAUGAUGGCCUGGACGGUACGCUGAGCGUCAGCAUCCCAGUGGAGACGGCUCUGCGGCCGCUGCUGGGCGACAAGGUGGUGAUCCCGUGCUACUUCCAGGACACGGCCACCACGGAGCCCGGAGCCGGCCCCACCACGGCGCCGCUCGCACACCGCAUCAAGUGGACCUACGUCACUCCCAAGAAGGUCACCACCAUCCUGGUGGCGUCCGGGGGCAAGGUGGCGGUGGACACGGAGUACCUGGACCGCGUGACCAUGGUCAACUACCCGCUGGUGUCCACCGACGCCACCAUCGAGGUGACGGAGCUGCGGGCCAGCGACUCGGGAACCUACCGCUGCGAGGUGCUGCACGGCCUGGAGGACAACUACGACUCGGUCAGCGUCCAGGUGCAAGGUAUCGUGUUCCACUACCGCGCCAUCUCCACCCGCUACACCCUGACCUUUGAGAAGGCCCAGGCCGCGUGCGUGCAGAACAGCGCCACCAUCGCCACCCCGGCCCAGCUGCAGGCUGCGUUUGACGAUGGGUACCACCAGUGCGAUGCUGGCUGGUUGUCUGACCAGACUGUUCGAUACCCCAUUCAUGAGCCAAGGGCCGGUUGCUACGGAGACAAGGAGGACUUCCCAGGCGUGAGAACGUAUGGCGUGAGAGAAGUCAACGAGACGUACGAUGUGUACUGCUUUGCAGAAAAGAUGUCAGGGAGGGUCUUCUACUCCUUCUCCGUGGAGAAGUUCACCUUCUACGAGGCGGGGGACCAGUGCGGCAAGCUGGGCGCCCGCCUGGCCACCACGGGGGAGCUCUACCUGGCAUGGAAGGGCGGCAUGGACGUGUGCAGCGCCGGCUGGCUGGGAGACCGCAGCGUCCGCUACCCCAUCAACCUGGCCCGGCCCCAGUGUGGGGGGGGCCUGCUGGGGGUCCGGACCGUCUACCUGAACCCCAACCAGACGGGAUACCCAUACCCUGAUACCCGCUACGAUGCCAUCUGCUACAACUCUGAAGGCGGCGGCGGCGGCGGCGGAGUGAAGCCCGCGCUGCUGACCACUCCGCUGCCCGGCGUCAUCCCCAUGACCCCCGGACCGGUGGAGCUCCCCGGCCGCACCGCCCCAUCCCAGGAGGCCCACGGAGAGACGGCCACCCUCUCCCCCCUGCCCAUGCCCGUUACCGUAGCAACGGGAACGGGCGGCCGCGGAGUGCACCUGACUGACGAGGAUGCCCCAAUGGGACCCCAAGGCGUUGUGUUCCACUACCGGGCCAUCACGGGCCGCUACACGCUGACCUUCAUGGAGGCCCAGCUGGCGUGCAAGAGCAUAGGAGCCACGGUGGCCAGCCCCCGGCAGCUCCAGGCCGCCUACCUGAAGGGCCUGCACCACUGUGACGCCGGCUGGCUGCGGGACCAGACCGUCAGGUACCCUAUCGUGUCUCCCAGAGGGAACUGUGCAGGUAACCUGGAACUCCUGCCAGGGGUGAGGUCGUACGGCCUGAGGACUGCCAGCGAACUCUAUGAUGUCUACUGCUAUGUGGACCACCUCCCAGGCAAGGUGUUCUACUCCAGCGACUACGACAGCUUCUCCUACGAGGAGGCUGUGCAGCACUGUGAGAAGCUCAACACCACGCUGGCCACCACCGGCCAGCUCUACGCCGCCUGGAGCCAGGGGCUGGACAAGUGCCGCCCCGGCUGGCUGCUGGACGGCAGCGUCCGCUACCCCAUCUCCAGCCCCAGGGCCCACUGUGGGGGCGGGCAGGCCGGGGUGCACAUCCUCUACGCCUUCCCCAACCAGACGGGCUUCCCCGACCAGCACUCCCGCUACGACGCCUACUGUUUCAGAGCUGAAUUUCCUGGACUUAAGAUGGAAAAUAAAACCAGUUUGGAUAAGAUUUUUGAAGAGGUGGUGGAAGAGCUAAUCAACAUGACAAUCAUCACUGUGGACAAAGCUGCUCCAAAUGUAGUUCAAAUUGAAGAAGGAACCAGUGAGAAGACUUUUGAAGAGACGAUUAACGAGCUCAUCAACAUGACAAUCAUCAACGUUGUCAAAGCUGUGCCAACUGAUGCUGUUUCCGUCACAACUGAGACAAGUGCGAAUAAAACCUUUGUGGUGGAGGAAGUCAUGAACAAGACGGAAAUUACAACUGACCAAAUUGCUCCAACAGCGACCGUGGAUGUCUCUGGCUCUGGAUCAUCUGAGCAGCAGUCAGCCAGUGGUAGCGGCAGUGGGGAUCAGACAGGGGAGUCGGGUGUCUCCAGUGUCAGUGGUAGUGGUAGUGGAAGUGGGGAUCAGACAGGGGUCUCUGGUGUCUCAAGUGCCAGUGGUAGCGGCAGUGGGGAUCACACAGGGGUCUCCGGUGCCUCAAGUGCCAGUGGGGAGGGCUCCGGAUCGGGCUUCCAGAUCCUCUUCAGUGGCAGUGGACACAUGGCCUCGGGAGAAGGAUCUCCAUCUGGCCAACCCCAUGAGGCAAGGGAGGGAAGUGGUGCCAUCACCUAUCCUGGCAGUGGACUGGGAUCUGGUUCGGGACGGGAGACUGGGUCUGGUGCAUCUGGGUCUGGGUCAGGAGAGGGGCCAGAUGGACAGCAGGGAUCCAGGUUCAGUGGCUUUUCUUCAGGAUCUGGUUCGGCAAGUUCUGCGAGUGGAAGUGGGGAAUUCAUCGGUAGCAGUGGCGAGUCCUACAUCAUUAUGGUGGAUGGAAAGUGGGUGGAAAAAACACAUCAGAAACACACAGAGCAGGAGUUUGGCAGAGGGGCAAUUGAUUACAUCCCUGGAUCUGGGGCCAUGUCCGGGUCAGGAUCAAGCUUCGGUUCAGGAAUGAUGUCCGGGUCAGGAUCCUCAUCAGGGUUAGACGGAUCAGGGAUCGGUGGCUCCGGCUCCGGCUCCGUCUCCGGCUCGGGGCUUCCAGACGUGUCGUUUGACCACCAAGGCCUCGUGGACCUCACAGAACAGACCUCCGGGGAGCAGGAGCUGUCGGGCUCUCCCCCCAGCACGCUCCCCUCCGGCGGCUUCCCCUCCGGUGGGUUCUCCUCCGGUUCAUCGGGCAGCGGUCUGGGCUCCGGGACGGCGUCCGGGGAGGGAUCCUUCGGCGAGGGCGACGUGAUCCUCCUGACUGAAGACGGCAUGAUGGAGAUCACCACGCCGCGUCAGCCUGAGCAGGGCCGCGGGGUGGUGGAGUUCAGCGGAGAGGGGAGCGGGUCAGGGAGCGGCGGCGGCUCCGGUAGCGAGGCCGACGGCCACCUGCACUUCUCCGCCAGUGGACUCCCUCACCAGGAGACCGCCACUCCGGGCUUCUCUGUAGAGAUGGCCCCCGGAUCCACAGCGAGCUACCCAGGGAACCAAGAGUCUAGCACGGAUCACACAGAGCAAGGCCAGGAGCUCGAGGAGGAGAGGGAGGCACGCGGAGGUCCAACGGAGGAGGCUUAUGUGACGUAUACCGCACCGUCAGUCCAACUGGCGACCCCUGGUGUGGUGGAGACACCUGCCGUCGUGGAUGCGUUGAUGGGCUGUGCUGAUGGCUGGUUGGAGUUCAUGGGCAGCUGCUAUCUGCACUUUGAGGAGAGACACACCUGGUCCGAGGCAGAGCUGCAGUGUCAGGAGCUCAACGCCCAUCUGGUCAGCAUCACCUCCGCGCUGGAACAACAGUUUGUCAACUCCAACGCCCAGGACUACCAGUGGAUUGGACUGAACGACAGAGACGUACAGAAUGAGUUCCGCUGGACAGAUGGCAGCCCUCUGGCUUUCGAGAACUGGAGGCCGAACCAGCCAGACAGCUACUUCAACUCUAAGGAGGACUGCGUGGUCAUGAUCUGGCACGAGGCCGGCAAGUGGAACGACGUCCCCUGCAAUUACCACCUGCCCUUCACCUGCAAGAGUGGACCAGUCACAUGCCAGGCGCCCCCGGAGGUGGAGCACGCCAGGCCGCUGGGCGGGGACAGCAGAGACCGCUAUCCAGUGGACUCCAUAGUCCGCUACCAGUGUGAGGCGGGAUACACCCAGCGCCACCUGCCUGUCAUACGCUGCAUGGCCGAUGGCCAGUGGGAGGAGCCACAUGUGGAGUGCAUAGAGGCCGCCAGCAACAGGCUACACAAAAGGUCUGUAAGAAGCCGGACAAAAGCAAAUCAACGGUCAUAGAGAGAAAGGCUCUAGAGCAACGCCCAAAAGGACAUACAACUAAGAGCCACAGAAGGACCCCUCUUGAACUUACAGCAGUGCAAUUCUUGAUUGAAAAGCCCCCUCUCAUUCCCUUUGUGUACAUACAACACACAGAAAGCACAUUUAGAACAUGGUAGUCCCAACUGACUGGUGCUCGGGAUCUUGCAAUGUCACUCUGUCUAUUUUCAUAGUGAUUUUAUGUGUUAUUAACUUUAUUUAUAGUUUAUUUAUAGUUGUCUAUACCUAUGUUCGUUUAUUUGAAAAAAAAAAAAUAGAUCUUAUAUUUUCAGCAGUGGGUACUACAUUUCUUUUAAUGAAUGACGUCAUUGGGAAAUCAUUCGUGAAAGUGCCAGAGUGACAUUGAAAAUCCCCCCAAAAAAGCAACAAUUUAAGUAAUAAAAGCACAAUAGAUAUUUUGAACUAGUUUACCUGCAGAAGGAACACGCUGUUCCCUUUUCUUUUAAUAUAGUUUUGGUAUUGUGUUACUUUUAAUUAAGUUUCUUAGUAUUUUAGAUUUGGUUACAUUUCCACAUCUGUGUUUAUAGCAGUAGAUACAGAACCCUUAAAUUUGAUUUAAACUGGAAAUAAUAGAUACACCAACCCAAAAUAUUGAAUCAUUUGCUAGUUAGGUAAUGUCAAAAGAAAAAUGGUUGCAAAAGGACCUGGGUUACCAUUGUAAGCACUCAUGCACUUUUGGGAGUCUUCAGUCACUUCUUUUGUGCUAAGCAUAAUAAAAUCAUUCAGCGCACCUUACUGAUUUAAAGAACACUCAUCCCAGGUCCGCUUCAAUUGUGUUAAAAAAUAAAAAAGCAUAAUGUCGCUGGACAAUUGAACAUACUACAAAUAGUUGCCAUGCUUUGCAACCAAUGGAGUUCUCUGGGGGACUGUAUCGCCCCCUAUUGGAUCCCUGGCAAACACACACAAAGGCACAGCUUGAAGCGUGUUUUCUACAAGGAAAAUGUGUUUGAGAGGAUCCUACUUGACUUUAUAUCUAGGCCUUUUAUAUCACCUGUUAAUCCUUUUAUAGUACAACUCACACAAAACAGCAGGAUCUGUGUUAACUGAGCUGAUUAUACUGAUCAAAUAGUUGGUGCGAUUGACGGAUUAAUUGGCCAAUGCUUGGUUUCUAAACUUUAAUCCAAAAUUAUAUAUUCAGAAGAUAUCAAAACAAUAGAUUAGAGAAGAUAUGCUUAGCAGAAUUGCACGCAAAGCUUUAACUUCUUUUUUAAUAUAAGACCCUUUGAGGAAUUAUAAAACCUGAGAUUUAAAACCAUUUGAAACAUAAAGAACAACAAAAGCUGUGAAAGCAAGACGUGCAGGCUAAUGAGAAACCUGAGUAUAUAAACUGACCAUGACCUCUUUAGGGUCAAGUAGACCCAAAUAUAAGCAGAGACCCGGGUUCACACUCAAGACAUAACAUCUAGUAUUUAGGCCCAAUCCCAUUUCUACCCCUUACCCCUUCCCCUUACCUCUUCAAAACAAGGGGUAGGGGUAUGGGGAAGGGGUAAGGGGUAGAAAUGGGAUUGGGCCUUAGAAACUCUUUUACAGACCGACCUCCAACAGACUCACACAUUGAGAAAACAGGUACACACAGGCAUAGAAAUACACCAAAUACACAACACACAGAAUUACAAGGUAUGCAGGGCUUUAAGCAAGUUGCUUUCCAGUCAUAUGUCUCUGAGAGUUUGAAAGUAAGCAAACAAGAGCGGGAGAGUGACAGUGGUGGCAUCUUUGGGUGAAUGAUGGCAAAGUGUUGAUAUGAUAAGAAACAUCCUCCAUGACAGAUCUGUGAUCUGUCAUGAGUACUUAUGCAGUGAUACACAUGCACACACACACAC
Molecule: messenger RNA, 6137 nt
Organism: Gadus chalcogrammus (walleye pollock)
Lineage: Eukaryota; Metazoa; Chordata; Actinopteri; Gadiformes; Gadidae
Product: aggrecan core protein-like
Exons: 19
Coding region: 61-4278 (1405 amino acids)
Biological process (GO): cell adhesion
Molecular function (GO): hyaluronic acid binding
Source: RefSeq, a predicted model, not a curated record